Archocentrus centrarchus (flier cichlid) is the source of this 4230-nucleotide messenger RNA. It is a transcript of the gene fgfr2, whose product is annotated as fibroblast growth factor receptor 2. Gene Ontology annotation, cellular component: signaling receptor complex; plasma membrane. Gene Ontology annotation, molecular function: fibroblast growth factor binding; ATP binding; fibroblast growth factor receptor activity. Gene Ontology annotation, biological process: positive regulation of cell population proliferation; positive regulation of kinase activity; protein phosphorylation. NCBI's taxonomy places the organism in Eukaryota, Metazoa, Chordata, Actinopteri, Cichliformes, Cichlidae. The record is from RefSeq and is a predicted model, not a curated record.
AACCUGACAAAGCGUCUGAGAAACAGAGCGAAGACUGUCGUCGGAAGAACGAGACGCGAAAGACGCUCGUUUCACCGAGGGGACGCACAUUCACGGAUUUAUGAUUUUUCUUUCUUUCUUUGCGUUGGACAGCUAUUCUCCUGCACCCUGUAGACCACGUUCCACGUACGUGGUAGCUGCAAACUUUCUGUUUAGUUGACAAGUGAGCUGCUCGGGAACUCUGGACAUGUUUUGCGCUCUAGAAGGAACUUGGUGACGAGAGGAGGAAAGUUUCGGAGGGGGGACAGCGAUAUGGUUUUACCAAGUGUUUUGGAAGGAUAACGCGGAGAAACCCGGAUUUCUUUGCAUGGCAUUGGACUACGCUGUCAGACGGGUUUGGAAUAUAUCCUCUGAUCUGAGUUGAUGCCGGCUGAUUGUGGAAUAGUAAGCUGAAAAAAAAAGGCCGCGCCUCAGAUUUUUUUUUUUUCUGCUGCAUUGUGGUAUUGGAGACAUUCCUCCCCUGGAUUCAGCUCAUGCUCUCUCCUCCCUUAUCUGUGCAUGCCAAACAGAGAUCUCCACGAUUUAGUCCUCCCUGGUGAUUGGGUGAAUUCCAGUGAGUGACAGGCCAACCCUGCAGCAGUUGAUGGUUGGGCGGACCCCCUCAGAUGGGAUCAGUGUCCAGGGGGAGGUGGAGAAGGGGGGUAUGGGGAGCGCUGUCCCCCACUAACGGGAUGGGCUCGUGGGCCUGGCUGCUGGCCGCUGUCCUGCUGUCCCUUUUGACUGUCAGCCUGGCCCGGCCGCCCCUUACCGCCACCAAGGAGGAGGAGGCCACUCUGGAACCUGAAGAGGCAUCGAACAAAUACCAAAUUUCUAAGCCCACGGUGUGCUCAGUGCACCCGGGGGAAGUGCUGAAGCUGAGCUGCCCUCUGCCAGCGACGGGGACCAUCACCUGGACCAAAGAUGGCAGCUCUCUGGGCAACAACAACCGCACGCUGAUAGAGCAGGAAGUGCUGCAGAUCCGUGAUGCCACGCCAAAGGAUUCAGGCCUGUACGCCUGCACCAGCGUGGGCAAAGACACGGUCUGCUUCAUAGUCAAUGUCACAGAUGCCAUCUCGUCGGGGGAUGAUGAGGACGAUACAGAGCGAUCGGAGGACACUGGGGCGGAUGGAGAGCAGUUAAGCACUCCGUAUUGGACCUCAUCAGCAAAGAUGGAGAAGAAGCUGCAUGCGGUGCCAGCUGCCAACACAGUCAAGUUCCGCUGUGCUGCAGGAGGCAACCCGAAGCCCAAGCUGCGCUGGCUUAAAAACGGCAGGCCUUUCCCAGAGGACCGCAUGGGAGGGUAUAAGGUGCGUAGCCAGCACUGGACCCUGAUCAUGGAGAGCGUGGUGCCAUCGGACAAGGGCAACUACACCUGUUUGGUGGAGAAUGAGUUUGGAUCCAUCAACCAUACCUACACCCUGGACGUAGUGGAGCGAUCUCCUCAUCGGCCUAUUCUUCAGGCCGGCCUCCCGGCCAACACCACUGCCCACGUAGGAGGGGAGGCCAGUUUCGUUUGCAAGGUCUACAGUGACGCCCAACCUCACAUCCAAUGGCUGAAACAUACCACUCAGAAUGGCAGCCGCUACGGCCCAGAUGGACUCCCCUAUGUCAGAGUGUUGAAGCGUUCAGGCAUUAACAGCUCAGACGUGGAAGUGCUCACACUGACCAACGUGACAGAAGAAGAUGCUGGAGAAUAUAUCUGUAAAGUCUCCAAUUAUAUAGGCGAGGCCAGCCAGUCGGGCUGGCUGACUGUCAAACCAGCCCAUGAGAAAACCCCCGAGCCCCUCUCCCCAGACUAUGUGGAGAUCGCAAUAUACUGUGCAGGCGUCUUCCUCAUUGCCUGCAUGGUGGGCAUUGUGGUAGUGUGCCGCAUGAGGAACACUGCAAAGAAGCCCGACUUUGGAGGCCAACCAACGGUUCACAAACUGACCAAGCAGAUCCCUCUGCGCCGCCAGGUUUCAGCAGACUCAAGUUCUUCCAUGAACUCUAGUACACCUCUGGUGCGCAUUACAACACGGCGGAGCUCUGCACACGAUGAGCCGAUCCCGGAGUACGACCUUCCCGAGGAUCCGCGGUGGGAGUUUCCUAGAGACAGGUUGACCUUGGGCAAACCCCUCGGUGAGGGCUGUUUUGGCCAAGUUGUAAUGGCAGAGGCACUGGGCAUUGAUAAGGACAAACCCAAGGAGGCUGUAACUGUUGCAGUCAAGAUGCUGAAAGAUGACGCCACUGAGAAGGACCUCUCUGACCUGGUGUCAGAGAUGGAGAUGAUGAAGAUGAUCGGCAAACAUAAGAACAUCAUUAACCUUUUGGGGGCCUGUACACAGGAUGGCCCCCUCUACGUGAUAGUAGAGUACGCCUCCAAAGGUAACCUCAGGGAGUACCUCCGAGCCCGCCGGCCACCCGGCAUGGAAUACUCCUACGACAUUGCCCGUGUCUCAGAUGAACAGCUCACGUUUAAAGAUCUGGUCUCUUGCACUUAUCAGGUGGCACGGGGCAUGGAAUACCUAGCAUCACAGAAGUGUAUACACAGAGACCUGGCAGCGAGGAAUGUCCUGGUCACAGAAAGCAAUGUCAUGAAGAUUGCUGACUUUGGUCUGGCCAGGGAUGUCCACAACAUCGACUACUAUAAAAAGACGACCAAUGGUCGUCUCCCGGUGAAAUGGAUGGCUCCAGAGGCACUCUUUGACCGGGUCUACACACACCAGAGUGAUGUCUGGUCAUUUGGGGUGCUGAUGUGGGAGAUCUUCACCCUAGGGGGCUCACCCUACCCUGGCAUUCCCGUUGAGGAGCUUUUCAAGUUGCUCAAAGAGGGCCAUCGCAUGGACAAGCCUGGAAACUGCACCAAUGAGCUAUACAUGAUGAUGAAAGAUUGCUGGCAUGCCAUCUCAUCCCAGAGACCGACCUUCAAGCAGCUAGUAGAGGAUCUGGAUCGCAUCCUAACCCUGAGUACCAAUGAGGAGUAUCUGGACCUGUGCGCCCCAACAGAGCAGUAUUCCCCCAGCUUCCCCGACACUCGUAGCUCCUGCUCCUCCGGUGACGACUCUGUGUUUUCCCACGACCCGUUACCGGACGAGCCGUGCCUCCCCAAGUACCAGCACAUCAACGGGAAUGUCAAAACAUGAGCCCUCAUCCACCUAAUUAGCCCUUCCCCAAUCCUACCCGUCAAAGUCCUAAAACACGCGUAGCACAGACACCUUCUCCGAAAUGCUUCAAACUUCCUGCCCCCUCGCAUCCCGGUGGCUCCUGGUGGACUAAUGGACCCAGAUAGGACUGGGCUGGUGGCAACGCUGCUGUCACUCUCUCAUACUGCCAUAUGCUCACACUAUAUAUAGGACAUGCUCACAUGUGGUCUUAAAGGAGAGGAUAGGGGACCCUACAGAAGCUAUUUUGUACUGACUGAAUGAAUUGAUGUUCCUAAGGGAUCCUCCUCCUCUUCCUCUCUCGAUAUAAACAGAGAAUUUUCAUUUUUGGUUCUCAUGUUUGCACCCAGAGUUUUUCUUUUUGUUUUUGUUUUGUUUUUUCCAUCAAUGUUUGGUGGUCCAAUUCCAGUGACUGGCAUCCGAAGACUGUUAUGUACUCCUGGAGGAAUGUAUGGGCUCAUGUGAACUUACAAAAAAACAAAAAAACAAGGGACCAGAAGAGGAUGACAAAAUAGGAAACGGACUAAGAGAAAGAGCUGCGACUAACAAAACAGAGGAAUAGGUGGAGAGCAAAUAUACAAAACUUCUAUCCUGUUUAUUUUGUAAUAUUAAUGCAUUUCUUUUUCAGUUCUCUUGAUAAACCUUCCCAACUAUUCUGGAGAAAGAAAUACACAGUAUAAUGUAUAGUACUGGGUAUAUUUGUAAAUAUAUUCAAAUAUGUAUAAAAAUAUAUUAUAUAUUUACAAUGAAUUAUUUUUUGUAUGGACUCGGAUAUAACCCCAACCCCCACCCCGACAACUCCCACUCUGAGUUUAAAACAGGUGUGCUAACAGGUUAUGUGUCCUAUAUUUCUCAUCUCACGCACACGCUCACACACAGACAGGGAUACACACUUUAAUACACACAAACGCCUGUCUUACACUCAUUGACCCUUCUCUCAGUAACACAGUCGAGUAUUGGCUUUCAGGGACCGAGGUAGCAUGUUAAUUUAUUGACUUACGUUUUUUUUUUUUUAAUGAAUCAAAAAGAAUAAAAAAUAAUAUGGCAGAAAUGAUGACAUUAAUGAUGCUGA